Messenger RNA from Stylonychia lemnae, 1332 nucleotides. Lineage: Eukaryota; Ciliophora; Spirotrichea; Sporadotrichida; Oxytrichidae. The record is from the annotation of a GenBank genome assembly.
AUGAGGAAAGUUGGGUUUAACAACUAUCAAAAGAAUACUAUUAGAAAAGCAGUUUCGAACAUGAGAGAUGGCUAAAGACAUCCAAAUGAAUUCAAUACUAAUAAUAUUGUCUACUUUGAUGAGUAAAGCCAAGAUCAAUAUAAUUAUGAGACGACAGAAGAGAACCUAAAUGAAAAUGAAAGAAGUUCAGUUGUCAUUAAUUAGUAAUCAAGAACUGACCUCAAGCAUAAAACAGCAAACAAGUCGAUUUCAAACAUUAUAAAAGUAAUAACUACAGAAAAUUCAUCCCCAAAGUAUGUUGAUAGCAGGUUCAAGAGAAUAAACAUUAAUACCUUGCCUGAAAUUAGGCAUAAUAGCAAGAAAAGAAUAAAGUAAAGCAAAUUAUGGAUAAAUAACAACUAGCCUAGUUAACUCCAUGUAAGUUUACAAUAAAUAACUGAACAAACUGAUAAAACCUUCUUUGAACAAUAAUAAUAAAAAUAAAAUAUUCCUUAAAAUGAUGAUUUUCAUGAGCAUCUUGGAGCUAAGAAUAUACUUCCAUAUCUUAAUAAGUCAGACAUUUUGUACAUGCGAUAGGAGGAGUAAAAGAUCAAGCGCAUCUAAAAGGUAUUAGUUGAAGAAAAAUCCAGAAGUAGAUCACCAAGGCGUGGAUAAGUUGGAAUUAUUUCAGGUUAAGAAGAAGUUAAUAAAGAUUUGACUUAAAACAUUACAUAAGAUGAUAUUUAAAAUCUCAGUAGGAGUAGAGUAACUAAUAUAAAAGCUAGUUUAGAUACUAAAAUAACAAAUACAAAUGAUUCCAAUAGAUAGAGCACUCAGAAGUUUAAAGAAUAUAGUAGUAAUACAUAAAGAAUGAAUAAUUCAAAGAAUAGAACAUAGAUCUGGGCUUAUCAAAACCAGAAUAAAACAAACAGAAAUGUUAAUAACUCUGAAGAACAUUAAAGCCUCAGUAAAAAUUAAUCUAUAACAGUUAGAGAUAGAUCAAAUGAAAAAUAAACAUCUUUAACAAAGGACUCAUCGUUAUUCAAGAUAAGAAAGCCCUAUACAAAGGAAGGACUAAAGGCAGAGUAUGAUAAAUUAACUUAAAAGCUGGAAAAUAAGCUCAUGGAUGAUAAAAAUUAUAAGGUCUUCUACUGGGCACCUGAUUAUAGCUUUUGUGGUUUUGCUACUAGUGAAUAAGUCAGAAGUACUGCAUCAAAAUGGAUGAAGGAUAAGAAGCUAGGAAUAAGUGAACGAUAGAUCAUAGAAAAUAAGAGUAAGGAUAGCUUAACUUCUAAUGUCUCUUAAAUCCCAGAAAUAAUGAGGUUCUUAAGAAAUACCCAAUUAGAUAAAUGA